UGGGUUCAAUUCCACCAGGAAAAACUGUGACAACAUCACAUUCCAUAAUAAUGUAACUGUGUGAUGUCACAGUCCAAACAUUCUGUUUCAGGAGAAAAUUUCAAAUGUCUCAUUUCACACAAACCCUCUCUACAAGCAAGUCACUGUUUGAUCGUGUCUGCUCGUGGUUUUCAAUUGUGUUUUAACUUUUGCUACUUGCAAACUUUCACUGGUAUCCACUUUGUUGAGAUCAUGAACUCCAAUAUACAGAGAGCUGAGGCUCAAACCGGCGACAGCUUCAAGGCUUCCCCUGUGGAAGACGUUUCCAGCCUUUCUGUCCCUGCUGUGGUCACUGUCAGCACUGACCUGGUUGAGGAUCUGCUGGUCCAGCUGCUACUGAAGCUGCACCCUCUGGAAAGCUACACUAGCGCUCAUCUAGACCAACAACAACUGCUGACACUCUGUCUCCACUUGAGUGCAACAACUCUGGAGACUCUGAGGAAAGACCCUGGUGUCUCUGUGGAUGAAGACCUCCCUCUUCCUUCCUGUGAGGAUUGGAAAGCUGUCGCGCUUCUCGUCUGCAGCGUCAUGGAGAGGUUUGGGACAACGUACAGGAUAAGGAAGCUAGUGUUGAACAAAGACCCGGCACUCCUGAGCUUCAUCCCGGACCAAAUCAUUGAGUCUGUCCUUCAAAUCUACAAGGACCAGUCUGAAGAUGUGUGGAUUCCCCCACCGAUACCCUUUGAUGAAGACGGCCUGCUAUUCUCCCAGUUUCUUCCUGAGAACAUCAAGGAGGAAAUGUUGGAGCAGUAUGGACCCUGGAUAAGACGCAUGAAGAUCUUCCAGAGAGCGUUCCCAAAAACAUCUGACGAGGAGAUCCUUGAGAACCAGAAACCUCUUAUUGAGCCUGUUAAGUCCAUCCAGGACAUUGAGUCUGGGGAUGAAAAGGACUUUGUGGUUGAUUCUGAAGAGGAGGAGAAAACUGCAGAUGAUACCUGCUGCCUGCAGCAAGAACCUUGCAGUGAGGACCACAAACAAGUCUCUGACUCUGAAGAACAACAAUCUGAUGAUGGAGCCCAAGACCUAAAACUACCUGAGCUUUCUGUUGACCAGCUUAUGACUGAUGAUGACAAACAUCUGCAGACUAACAUAGCUGUGGUGGAGCAAUCCACUAUCAAACAAGUCCUGUUGAAACUCUUUAAACCCCCAAACUUCUGCACACCGAGGAGCCAGAGGAGCCAGGACUUUGAUGAUGAGAUGGUGGAGCACAUCCACAUGUUGCUCCAAAAGGAGGCUAAGAAGUACGCGAAGAACCGAAUCUUUCUUAAACACCUCAACCGCCUCAAAGACCCGAAAGAAGAGGUCAAAAUUAGCCGGAAACUGCAUCGGCCAAUCAAAGCCAGACUGAAAGAUGUUUUGCCGAACACCCCCCUGAAGAGAGAUGACCUCAUGGAGGACGCUCAGGCUGCUUUGUCAGCCUGCAGUCUCAUAUCUUCAGAGAUCAUGAACUAUCUCAAGCCAUCUGUGAGUUUUGCGCCUGACACAAAGCCAGGAGACGAGACCCCAUACAGCCUCAACAUCCCCAUCAAGAGGGAAACGACAGAACCAGGCAGAGAGCUGACCCAGCUGGAGCUGCAUGCGCAGGAGCAGCAGGCAGGAACCAGAGAGAAGGUCAAUAAAGAGGAAACCAAGAUGAACAGGUUCAUCUCUUGGUUCUGUAAACCUUUCAAGAAAAAUAAAUAGAACAAAAAACAAAGACAAUAAGCACAAGCAUCAACAGCUGCGGCUCACUGCAA
Molecule: messenger RNA, 1775 nt
Organism: Notolabrus celidotus (New Zealand spotty)
Lineage: Eukaryota; Metazoa; Chordata; Actinopteri; Labriformes; Labridae
Exons: 2
Coding region: 64-1722 (552 amino acids)
Source: RefSeq, a predicted model, not a curated record